Molecule: messenger RNA, 712 nt
Organism: Suillus subalutaceus
Lineage: Eukaryota; Fungi; Basidiomycota; Agaricomycetes; Boletales; Suillaceae
Exons: 3
Coding region: 123-626 (167 amino acids)
Source: RefSeq, a predicted model, not a curated record
UUGAUACCCCCCUUGAAGAUGGUCAAUCAACACUGUCAUGGUGGACGCACUUAACAAGAAUUCCUGAGGGAAAUAUCCUCGCGACCCUCGCUGUCAAGGUGUUUUCCGUCCGACCGAGCUCAAUGCCAGAAGAGCGUACAAUGUCAGUAUUCACGCGGAUGAAUUCUGCGCUGCGAAAUCGUCAAAAUGUCAGUACACUUGUGAACAUGACGCAAAUAUGGCAAUGGUACAUGUAUGAUUCUGCUUCCAAACAUCCAGAGCGUCCGACCAUCAAUUUUUAUGACCUCGACGCCCAACUGUUUGGGUCUGGAGCGAAAGUAGGCAAACAGCACCACGAUCCAAGGAACAGCUUGCUGUCGACCGAAAGUGCUGGAGGAGAUGAAGAAAUUGAAGAUGACGAGUCCAGUUCUUGGUUGGACAAUGUGGGAGAGAGUUCCACCGCAUGCAAUGAUGCUGACUUCGAUGUCGAAUCCGAGAUAGACUUGAGUGCAGAGGGUUUGUUGGUAGUAUUGGCAGAGGCAAGUCCUGGUGGCACACAGAAAGGCAAGGGAAAGGCCAAGGCCGAGGCUGAAGAGAUCGAGGGGGAUGACAGCGUCGAUAACGAGUGGCCGGAAACAUGGGAAUGAGCGGCUGGCUAAUUAGCUAGGGUUAUUAGCUAUCUUUUCGCCUGCUAAAAACUAUGUCACGUGACUUGCUAAAAAGCGGCUAAUAA